AUGUCAACUUCAGGAGUAGCUGCGUCUAUAUUGCCUAGAGGAAGGACUGCUCAUUCACGCUUCAAGAUUCUCCUUAAUGAUGAUGAAGCAAAAACCUGCAAUAUUAGUAAGCUGAACAGCAUUGCACAACUUAUUAAGGAUGCUAAAUUGAUCAUUUGGGAUGAAGCAAUGAUGGCUAAAAGAAAGGCAAUAGAAAGAUUUGAUCAGUUGCUACAAGAUAUAAUGAGCAACAAACAAGUAUUUGGUGGCAAAACAGUCAUUUUUGGAGGCGACUUCCGUCAAACGCUGCCUGGGAUGAAAAGUGUUAUCUUGGUUUCGACUACUUUGGAAUCAUCUGGUCACAUUCAAAAUGAAGAUUUCCUGCAUACAUUAAUGCCGAAAGGUCUCUCGCCUCAUCAGUUGAAACUGAAAAAGAAUUGCCUGGUCAUGCUUCUCAGAAAUAUAAAUCCUAUAGAGGGCCUUUCGAAUGGAACUCGCUUAAUUUGCAAGGAGUUUGGUAACAAUGUUAUUCAAGCAGAGAUAGCAUUUUGGCUCAAAUUUGAGAUUCAUCUUUUCGAUGGAACUACUAUCAUAACUGCCUUAAUUAGUGAUAAACAUGCAAGUACUGUUGUAAAUAUGCCAGCUGAUGAAGUCAUCUUAAUAGAACAACAAUUUAACUUGUGA
Molecule: messenger RNA, 663 nt
Organism: Coffea eugenioides
Lineage: Eukaryota; Viridiplantae; Streptophyta; Magnoliopsida; Gentianales; Rubiaceae
Exons: 4
Coding region: 1-663 (220 amino acids)
Biological process (GO): telomere maintenance; DNA repair
Molecular function (GO): DNA helicase activity
Source: RefSeq, a predicted model, not a curated record